Molecule: messenger RNA, 1091 nt
Organism: Cottoperca gobio
Lineage: Eukaryota; Metazoa; Chordata; Actinopteri; Perciformes; Bovichtidae
Gene: xaf1
Product: XIAP associated factor 1
Exons: 8
Coding region: 28-900 (290 amino acids)
Cellular component (GO): mitochondrion
Molecular function (GO): zinc ion binding
Source: RefSeq, a predicted model, not a curated record
GAAAGAUUUCACUUUCUGUUCCGCUGAAUGGAAACCGAAAGAGUCAGAAGGUUAAAGUUCUGCCGUCAGCGGCUCGUUGUGAGAGGGUUCAUGGAGGACCAGGAGGCCACGCGCACCUGCGGCCAGUGCCAUAAAGAAGUUGCAGAGACAAACUUCGCUCUGCAUGAAACUCACUGCAGCCGCUUCCUGUGUCUCUGCCCCGACUGUGGAGAAUCAGUUCCCAGAGAGCAACUGGACCAACACAGAGAGGAAGAGCACACCCUGGUGAGAUGCUCCAAGUGUAACCAGAAGAUGGAGCGCUGUCAGCUGAUGGAUCAUGAGGCUGAGGAGUGUGUGGAGCGUCUGCAGAGCUGCUGCUUCUGUGAGCUGGAGCUGCCGUGGAAGGAGCUGGACGAGCACAGUCUGGCCUGCGGGAGUCGCACCGAGCUCUGCAGGGACUGCGGCCGCUACGUCACCCUGAGGCAGCAGCCCGAGCACGCCUCCACCUGCACGGCUGCGGACGACGACUCAGGUUCUCCUCAAAGUGCCAGCACGCCGCCAGCCGCCAGAGAAACUGUAACAAUGAGUUGUCGCGGAUGUUCGGAACCGUUUCCAGUGGAGGAGAUCGAGCAACAUGAGCUGGAGUGUGUUCCAGCUGCCGGGCUGGACGAGGCUGAGGGGGGGGAGAGGGAGGUGGAGGGGGGAGAGAGGGAAGGUGGAGAGAGGGAGGUGGACUCCCCUCCCUGGCUGAGCCGGGCCUCUAUGGCUGCCUCCCUGUCAGACGGCCUCAGCAGGGGUCCCUGGGGGGAUGCAGGUGACCCCCACCAGAUCAGCACCUGCCCCCACUGUCACCUGGCGCUGCCCCUCCUCACCCUGCGCUGGCACAAGGUGAAGUGCCAAAUCUACAUCUGCUUGAAUUAAAGAGCGAGUUCCUGCGGAGGACGCGCUGCUUCAGCUCUGGAUCAUCAUCGUGUGGUCACAUCGUGGAUCACGUUGUGAUGAAGAAGGUUAAUGUUCCUGUUGUUAAAUAUAAAAACUAAAGUGUAAUGUAAUGUAAAAAUAAUCUGUGGAAUUGUUUUGAAGUGUGUUCACAUAAAAGGUUCACAAGUCAA